Molecule: messenger RNA, 2535 nt
Organism: Neoarius graeffei (lesser salmon catfish)
Lineage: Eukaryota; Metazoa; Chordata; Actinopteri; Siluriformes; Ariidae
Gene: nlgn1
Product: neuroligin 1
Exons: 6
Coding region: 1-2535 (844 amino acids)
Biological process (GO): postsynaptic membrane assembly; chemical synaptic transmission; neuron cell-cell adhesion
Cellular component (GO): cell surface; synapse; postsynaptic specialization membrane
Molecular function (GO): neurexin family protein binding; signaling receptor activity
Source: RefSeq, a predicted model, not a curated record
AUGCUCGGCCAGCUCGGUCGGCCCUGGAGUGCCAUGCAGUCACGGCUGGAUAUGGGCGUGGGCCUGGAGCUGCCCUCCCUGCUGUGGGUGCUGGCCUUGGCUCUCCAGACUUGGAUGGGUGCUGCGGAGAAGCUGGAUGAGUUGGACCCUGUGGUGACCACGGCAUACGGCAAGCUGAGAGGCUUCAAGAAAGAACUCAACAAUGAGAUCCUGGGGCCUGUGAUUCAGUUCCUGGGCGUGCCCUACGCAGCACCUCCUACAGGGGAGAGGCGAUUUCAGCCCCCCGAGCCACCCACGCCCUGGCAAGACAUCCGCAACGCCACACACUUUGGCCCGGUGUGCCCACAGAGCGUUGUGGAGGGCAGGCUGCCUGAUGUCAUGCUGCCUGUAUGGUUCACCAACAGCCUGGAGGUGGUUUCAACCUACGUGCAGGAGCAGAGCGAAGACUGCCUUUUCCUAAACAUUUACGUGCCCACGGAGGAUGGUCCUCUUGCAAAGAAACAGAAUGAUGAUUUAGGUGAUAAUGACGGUGCAGAGGAUGAAGAUAUCCGCGAGAGUGGAAGUCCCAAACCGGUGAUGGUUUUCAUCCACGGUGGCUCUUAUAUGGAAGGCACAGGAAAUAUGUUUGAUGGCAGCAUCUUGGCCAGUUACGGCAAUGUCAUUGUUAUAACCCUGAACUACCGGCUUGGUGUGCUAGGUUUUUUAAGCACAGGAGACCAGGCAGCCAAAGGCAACUAUGGGCUCUUGGAUCAAAUCCAAGCCCUGCGCUGGACAAGUGAAAACAUUGCCUUCUUUGGUGGUGACCCUUUACGCAUUACAGUUUUUGGAUCUGGGGCCGGGGCAUCUUGUGUGAACCUCCUCACACUGUCCCAUUAUUCUGAAGGUAACCGCUGGAGCAAUUCGACCAAAGGCUUGUUCCAGAGAGCCAUAGCUCAGAGCGGCACGGCCCUGUCCAGCUGGGCAGUGAGUUUCCAACCAGCUAAAUACGCACGCAUGCUGGCCAGAAAGGUAGGCUGCAACUACCACGACACAGUGGAACUGGUGGAGUGCCUGCAGAAGAAGGACUACAAGGAUCUUGUGGAGCAGGACAUUCAGCCAGCACGCUACCACAUUGCCUUCGGCCCGGUCAUCGACGGUGACGUGAUCCCGGACGACCCUCAGAUUCUCAUGGAGCAGGGCGAGUUCCUCAACUACGACAUUAUGCUGGGUGUGAACCAGGGUGAGGGUCUCAAGUUUGUUGAGCUUGUUGUGGAUGGAGACAGCGGUGUGCAAGCCAAUGACUUUGACUAUGCGGUGUCCAGCUUUGUGGAUGAUCUAUAUGGCUACCCCGAGGGCAAGGACGUGCUGCGCGAGACCAUUAAGUUCAUGUACACGGACUGGGCUGACCGGCACAAUCCAGAGACCCGCAGGAAAACACUCCUGGCACUCUUCACUGACCACCAGUGGGUAGCGCCUGCUGUGGCCACAGCUGACCUGCACUCCAGCUUCGGCUCUCCCACUUACUUUUAUGCUUUCUACCACCACUGCCAGACAGAGCAGGUUCCUGCGUGGGCAGAUGCAGCUCAUGGAGACGAGAUUCCUUAUGUCUUCGGCCUGCCUAUGAUCGGCCCCACUGAGCUCUUUCCCUGCAACUUCUCCAAGAAUGAUGUGAUGCUCAGUGCUGUGGUCAUGACCUACUGGACCAACUUUGCUAAGACUGGUGACCCAAACCAACCAGUGCCACAGGACACCAAGUUCAUCCACACCAAACCCAACCGCUUUGAGGAGGUGGCGUGGACUCGGUACAAUCAGAAAGAGCAGCUGUACCUGCACAUUGGCUUGAAACCACGUGUCAAGGAGCACUACCGUGCCAACAAGGUCAACCUGUGGCUCGAGCUUGUCCCACACUUACACACCCUCAACGAGGUCACACCAGGCGUCACAUCCACCAGCACCACCACCAAGAUACCUGCGCCAGAUGAGACACCACGGACUCCCAAGAAGGUGCCAGCCAACACCAAGAGGCCCUUCCCCACACCUUUCCCCACUGAGACACAGGAUCCAAGCCAAAAUCAGAACCAGAACCAACCGUUCCUGGUGGAGCAGCGUGACUACUCGACAGAGCUGAGCGUCACCAUUGCUGUUGGAGCGUCUCUGCUGUUUCUCAACAUCUUGGCCUUCGCUGCACUCUAUUACAAGAAGGACAAGCGGCGGCACGACGGGCAUCGGCGUGGAAGCCCUCAGCGUGCCAAUGCUACCAGUCAACUGGCACCUGUACCUGAUGAGGAGCUCAUGUCACUGCAGAUGAAGCGUGGUGAGCUGGAGCGUGAGUGCCCACUCGUCUUGAGGAGCGGCUGUCCGCCUGACUACACCUUAGCCAUGCGUCGCUCACCUGACGAUGUACCGCUCAUGAGCGCUAACACCAUCACCGUCUUGCCCAGCACCAUGCCCAGCGCCCUCGGACCGUUACAUCCGUUCAACAACUACGCAGGAGUGCAGCACAACAACACACUGCCCCACCCACAUCCCCAUUCGCACUCCACAACCAGAGUAUAG